Molecule: messenger RNA, 11118 nt
Organism: Neodiprion virginianus
Lineage: Eukaryota; Metazoa; Arthropoda; Insecta; Hymenoptera; Diprionidae
Product: titin homolog
Exons: 11
Coding region: 496-9633 (3045 amino acids)
Biological process (GO): proteolysis
Cellular component (GO): membrane
Molecular function (GO): serine-type endopeptidase activity; protein binding
Source: RefSeq, a predicted model, not a curated record
CAAGCUCAAAAUAUAAAAUCCAAGCAACAAAUCCUAAGCCACCCAGCGGCCAUUAUGUACUUUUUGACCAUCACCUACGAAUAUCGGCAGAUCCCUUUCGGUUAAUUUUGAUAUGUGCGACGCAGCUCCGAAUGCGCCGUACAUUUUGAUCAGCGAAAGAUGAUCCUGCGGUUCCGCAAGGACGAAAUGUCCAAGGACGUUUCUGCAGCUUUCAACUGCGAAUGUACGCUCGGAAUCGCUCGGAGACGGUUGUUCGAGCUCUUCGAAAACACAUCGCAUCGCGGCCGACCGCUAAUUGAACAUUGGGAAAAACAAAUGUACGGUGAAAGGCUGCAGCCGACAUUCUCCAGAUGCGGUGUAUAACGUUCGCGCCAACCAGAGCCGGUAUUUAUUUAGGAACCAGAAAAGACCGCAUGACAGAGGAAAAAGGGGAAAGAUCUCACCGGUCUGGACUCUGGACUUAGGUAUAAAAAGGAAGGGCGAAAUCCGUGAAAAAUGUCAGACGGAGGAACGGACAACCCGGCGUUUUCGAACGACGAAGGCCAUCACGGCUCCGACAACUCGAACUCAACGCUGGAGAACAGCCACACGGAGAGCUUGCAGAACAGUCAGAUAACCGUGGAGAGCGAUUACAGGACGCCGAUCGACGAAGCGUCUUCAGCAGCGACGAGUCAGAAGGUCGAUAACGACCACCGACAGUCCUUCGUGUCGCAGCACUACGUUGAACCGAUAAGAACGAGUCCGGAACCACAGUACAAGACUGAGACAAGGAUAGAAUUGCCCGCCGAUAAUCAAGAGAAACUGCCGAGCGCCACAAAGUCCAACGGUGUUCAUGGAAACGGGAACAACAAUGACGCCAGUUUCCUCAACACGAGUGCUGCCAGCAUACAGAGCAAUGAUGGAAAGAAGGAACAGGUCGAAGCCGUUAACUUAGAAUUGGUGUCUAUGAGGCCUUACAACGGUGCAAAUGCACAAAGUAAAGGCCAGGAAGCCUGCGAGGUACCCGCAGACCCUUACGAGGAAUACUUCGUGCCCGUAAACGAGCACAGAAAGUACAUCAGCAGAAGUCCUGAUGCUGAAGUUGAAACGACUGUGGCUGGGGUUCGUUUCGAUUUGGGCCCAGGACUGGGGCGCGAAGGACUUAGCCUGAGAGACCCGACUGCUGGACUGGUCGACUAUUCCCACUGGCGGAAUGCCCUCAGAGGAGAAAAAUUGUACGUCACUAAGGACAAAAGGUCUCGAAGUUCGUACUGGAGACGAAUAGUUUGCUGGGGAUGCGGUCUUUUGGUUCUGGCCAUUGCUAUUAUUAUUGCCAUAUUGGCCGCAACUGGUGUAAUUCUUACGCAAGAGGAGACGCAGCCUUUGGAAAGUGACGGACACACAAGUUCACGCCAAUUUGGCGACAUCAAAACAUCCGGCAGUCAAGAAUAUAUGAGAAACCCCCCCGCUAGUCCCCCUCCUGAAGCCUCAACUCUACCACCGUGGCAAACAACCGACGAAACUUUAUAUGAAACGGUCCCAAAGGCCUUCGACGGAUUAUUGACAUUGGACAAUUUCAACUGGACGGAAGGCAUGGACAAUCCAAAAUCGAGGGUUUACAGAGACGUUUCGCAAGAGAUUGAAGAAAAUUUGAAAGAAAAGUUGCACUUGGCGGCGAACUUGUCCGUUGUCAAAGUCUACAACAUCAGCAGGAAUGGAGAAGUCAAAUUCAGGAUCAGUUACCCUCCGGUACCAGCGCCCGAGCAGAUGAGGAACGAAGUUGAAAAGACGUUGCAGGAGACUGGCAGUAUGGUCGGUAAAUACCAUUUGUCGAAGUUGGACAUCAGUCGUCUGAUCGACGAUUGUAAACACGGUGAAAUGAAUUGCAGUGAUAGUUGCCGGUACGAUUAUUCCGAGGGUGUGUUCGUUUGCUCUUGUUUGAACGGGAAAGUGCUGGAAGCGGACGGAACGAGUUGCCGCGACGAGAACGAUCUGAGUAACGUCGACAUGAAUGAAGACAUUUCUCACGUUCACGGCACCGAAGGAUACGCGCAAGACGGCGUUCAAGGAAGAAGCCGAGGACACGAGACAACCUUCAGUCCCAUACACCAGGAAUUAGACAACUCGCAAGCCGUACCCGUAGAGAUGGACGAACCCCAUAUUACUUCCGAGAUGCCUACGAUGCACGAACACCAUCAUGAAACGGUGUAUGAACCUGAUACGGUAUCCGAGCCUGAGCCCACCGGCGAACCGAAGUCAGAGCCUGAACCUACUCUGGAGUCCGAACCGAAGGUCGAACCAAUUGUUACACCCAAAUCAGAACCUGAACCGACUUCUGAACCCAAAGCAGAACCUGAGCCAACCUCCGAACCCAACGCAGAACCUGUGCCGUCUGUUGAACCCGAACCUGUAUUGCAACCCAAGGCAGAACCUGAACCUUCCGUCGAACCCGAACCAUCAUCCGAACCCAAUGCAGAGCCUGAACCUUCGGUCGCACCGGAACCGUCAUCCGAACCCAAUGCGGAGCCUGUACCAUCCGUUGAACCAGUGCCAGUAUCUGAACCCAAAGUAGAAACUGAAUCAUCUGUUCAAUUGGAACCAACAUCCGAACCUUCUGUCGAACACGAAUCAAUGUUCGAACCAAAAGUUGAACCUGAACCUUCUGUUGAACCGGAACCAACGUCCGAACCAAAGGCAGAACCUGAGCCUUUUGUUGAAUCGGAGCCGAAAUUCGAACCAAAAGCAGAACCUGAACCCACUGUUGAGCCUGAACCAGCAACUGAGCCUAAAUCCGAACCCGAAGCGAAGUCUGAACCUGCGCCUGAACCAAAAGUGACGGUUGCUGAACAUGAGCCUGAUACAACGACAGCUGCGAAUUCAACAACAAAACUCGUCGAACCAGUUGAGCCAGUAUCCGAACCGCAACCAUCUGUUGAACCAGAACCUGAGAACACACUAAUGGCUGAACCGAAAGUUGAACCGGUCGCGAAUGAUGAAAUUCAAACCGAGUCCACUUUGGUGACACAUUCCAGACCUGAGUCUGAUUCACCAAGUAUUUCUUCGGAUCAUUACAAUACUGUCCUGCAUACAAAUGUAGAAUCUGAAGAAGGUACACCAUCGUCUACUGAAUAUUCGCAGGUUUCUGGAGACUCUGCGGGAGCGAACGCUCAGUCUACCGCUGACGGGAAUUCCAACGCUGAUGAAAAAUGGAACACACUUGCACCCACAUCUAUGACAGAAGCUGAGAAGGAGUUUGAGGGACAAACGGAACAUAAUCUUACAUCAGGAAAAACUCUUCAGGUCGAAGAAAAUUCUGAAUCGAUGAAAAGUGAUAAUCAAACAGAGCCGAUAUUACCGUUUUCGAAUAUCACACCAGUUCAUGAAUCGCAACCUAGCCAAAAUGAGUCUGAACAUAAUAUCGUACAGUCCGUUGAUUCUAUUUAUCAUCUUGAAGGCCGCCAAGGCAUGAACAAUGAAACUUCUGUUAUGGUGCCACAGAAUCCAGCACAAUUCGAAAACAUCACUGCUUCCGGAACAGAUGUCGAACACAACUUGCGGUCCGAGAAUAACCUUGAAGUUACUCAGGCUGAAUCCUCUACUGCACCAGUGAAUGAUCUCGCAUUGCAAGAUGAUCUGGUACAACAUUUCGUACUUCCAUCCGAAUCGCAAAGUGAAGCAGCUCCGGUUACAGAGUCGAGAGAAAAUUCGACCGUUUCACAUGCACCUGCGACUCAAACUGUACAGUCAGGCGAAUCCGAGAAUAAAACGGAGACCGUCGAAAAAUUCGAACAGCCUCAAGGAGUAUCAGGAGCAACGAUUGAAGAAUCUAGGAGUAAGGCUAUUCCUGAUUAUGACUCGUUUUUGGACUCAGUGAUUCAACCUACAAGUACACCAACGCCUAUUCGAGAGAGCAUUCCAGUGAUUGAACUAGCGGAAGAACCGGAAUCAGAAUCAGACUCCGCGCCAUUCUUUACAGCUACAAUCAAACCAUCAGCUUCUGUAGAGCCUGAAAGAGUAAAUACGUCGGACAAAAUGCCUGAAACAAUGGUUGAAGCGAAAUCUGGCUUUGCCAGUGAAGAUUCAAAUUCCAAAUCUAAUUCCAGCAUGGUCGAACCAUCUUUGACGACAAUGAAUGAUACUGGAAGUAACGGAAUUGACGGCAUCCCGAGUACAUCGGGUAAUGAGCAAACACUACCGGAAACAACAGAAUACAACGUUAUAGAAAACAUGCCGAAAACUGUAUAUCAAAUACUGCCAAAGCUCUUAAGUGAAAAUGUCGAACCGUUAAUAGAGGCUAAUAAAAAUGUAACGUCAUCUGACGACCAGCACAUCAUGGUCAUCGCUAACACAGAGUCUUCUACUGAACACUCCGCGCAUAGUAUAAUUCCGGAGUUAUCGCCCGAGCAAAUUGCAAGCGUUCACUCAACGGAAAACUCAAUUCACAAUGAUUCUAAGCUUGAUGAUGUAGCAAAAAUUAACGAAUAUCAUCCAACCGAAAACAUUGAUCACACUGAAACGCUACAAAACAGUCCGAAGCAACCAUCUCUCCUACCGGAGAAUUCCAUGGUCACUGAACAUCCAUCAUAUCCGGUAGUUUUUGCUGAGAAUUCCGUUGAACAUUCUGCAGACAAAGGUGAGUUCUCUGAUGAGAAGCACGUCGAAAACAUGUCACCAUACUUACCAGACAUCCAACACGAGAAAGAGAUAUCUAAAAAGGCUCCAAGAUUGGAUAAAGAUGAACAAGAUGAACCGAACCCGUUCGAUGCUCACAUACCAGACGUCAUUGCGCAUCAUUCUGAGGAAAGCGGUAACAAAUCCAAAUUGCAAAGUGAUUCGAGUAACAUCUAUUUUAACGGUGCCUUAAAUGAAGUUCGUGAACACCUGAAUGAUACUGACUUUGAACUAUCUGUUGCUACUGAAAUUAACAAUGAAACACAAAUGCACCAAGAAGGUUACUCUGUAGAAGAUGUAAGAAAUCAAGAACCAGUAAUUAUGUCGGGUGUUGCUGUUGAAAAUGCGGAAAGUUCAACGCAAGUUCAUUUGGAAAAUAAUCCCGAUGACACAUCUUCGGAAGAUUCAAAUAAUCUUCAGAAUACAGACAACACCGAGGAAGUAUCACUGCAAGAUCUUAGUAACAGAAAUGGUCACAAUCAGUCGGUAAGCGUAAUUGAUAAUGGUUUGAACGAACAUCAUCUACAUGUGACUAAUGAAUCGUCGGUCGAAGAUAAAGCUGGGCAGGCCUCGAAGGAUGAAGUUCACACCGAUGCUGAACGUGGAAAUGAACCUGCUGUAAAUUCUUCUAUCCACUCGGAGGGAACAAACGAUUCGGAAGAGAUUUUGAGCGUUAUACCGUUGGAGGAUGACGAUGAAACAUCCGACAACCGUCAAGCUGUAUCAGACAGUGAAAACGAAAGCUCGUCGCCGCAAAAUAGCGGAAAGAAAAUUAUAGAAGGUACCACUGAAACUGCAAACAUUUCAACAUCUAGUAAGGAAAUGAGUAAUACAUCGUCAGACACACAGAAACCCGAACAUUCGGAGAAAGUUGUAGUUGAUUAUACCGAGAGAAUUUUUGAAGAUCACUAUAACGAUAUUGUGGACGAAAAUGAAUCGAAUCUAGCUAAACAUUUCGGAGAAGAAAAUAAGGAGCAAAACAUAAACGAUGUAGUCGAUAGAAGUAAUACUAGCGCAUCGUCAAAUACUCAAAACACGACGGUGGUACCAGUUCAAAGUGAUGUAGAUAUAGUAAACAAUAAUCAAACUUUAACCGAACAAUCUACGGAACACAACGAAAUUUCACACUCUUCUUAUACCGACUUAAACGAACGAACACCAGUACAAAAUACUCGAGAACAAGUCUCAACCAUUCCUAACAAUACCAAUGUUGAAGCUGAUGCAAAUACUCUUACCGAUCACACAGAAAUAACUACUGUUGAAUCGAUCUCUGAUACUCAAACGACGAUAUUACCGGAAAUAAUUAACGGGCAUUCUAACGAGGCUAAGCUUACUACCGAAAUCCCCAUUCUUCCGUUGGAAUUAGAACGAAUGAUUCCUGUAACCGAAACUGUUCUUCAGAAUGACGAGACAACAACCACUGAAAAGCACCAUGACCAGCAAACCAACGACACAAACACCGUGUCAGCUGUUUUAGGCGACGGCGAAAAGAGUGCUACAGUCCUACCACCGCCAACGUUUAUCCACGGAUCCAGUUUAGAAGGCAAUGCUACUACCCAAGUACCCAUUAUGCCUGAUGAGUUACAGACAACCGAAAAUGAGAUUUUUACCACUUCAACUCCCGCAAAAAUACUACAGAGUGAAGAGAAGCUGAUGGAUCAUAGUAUUAACUAUGAACGUGGUCAACAUGAGCACUUGAUCAACAACAAUAGCCAAGUGAACCAAGAAGAAAUGGGCAACGAUCAUUUACGAAAUAUUCAAAAUACAUCCAUUCCCGUUCUACAUCUCACCACCGAAUCACAGACACUCCCUUCUGUUCAAGAUGGAGUGGUGCUAAUUAACGUUGAAAAUACUAAUGCUACUGAAAACGGCAAUCUCUAUCCGCAAGAGCGCACUGAAACCGUUGAGAAUUCAACGCAAAAAUUAAAACCACACAACGAGACAGAAAUUUCACAACCUGAUCUCACAGGAAUUGAAAAUGUAAAAUCAACCAACUCGGAAUACAAGACAACCAUUUUGAAACAGCUCACGCCUUCAAUUCCGGAAGAGACAGAAAUGCAGCAGGACAAAGAGACGAAGGUUACAACACAAAGUCCGAUGAUAACAACGGACGAUAUCAGACCCGUGUCCGAAGCAGUGGUAGAUGAUGUAAUGCCGUAUAAAUUUGAUUACAAGCAACUUUUCACCCCGACUGGAAAACCUAAAUUUGUUGAGGAAGAUGAACUGUCCGAAGACGAAUUACGAGUAAUUCCGUUAGAGAAGCAAGAUGUUAAGAAAAAGGCAGUUGAAAAGAAGACACUCGAUAAGUACAAGUACAAGAAGGAAAAGGAGUUGAGCUUUCAAAAUAUAGGAAACCUGGCUACUGCAGUUGCUGAAGAUCGCGAAACACCUACAACAACAAUGCUUUCUGUUGAAAUUCCUCCAGCAAUUAUCACAGAAAUAAUGAUUAAUGAACCGUCUGUUCAGCAAGAAGAAAAUUCGACCAGACAGACGUUGGUUAAUACCUCGGGUUCUCCUAGAACAAUUGUAGACAAUAUUGAGCCUAAUAUACCAACGAUAUCAGAAGCGGUAGUUCAUGAGAUGACUUUAGGAAAUAAUAAGAGUGAAACUUUACUUCCUCGCACUGACUCUGAGAUUCAUGUUAUGGACAACGAAAAUAACACUCACGUAGAAUCAUUGAGUGAUAUCAUCUCGCCUGAGGCUGAGGACAUCUUGAAGAAUUCCGCAAACAUUCCUGCUGAAGAGACAAUUCAAAACAGCUCAACGAGUUCCAAUAUUCCAUCUAUCGAAACAAAGAUUGGAACUGACAGUGAAAAUAGGCCAGAAAUAGAGUCAAACCAGAAUGCAAGUGAUACAGUUGUGCUAAUACAAAAUAAUCCAAGCAGUACAACUACUCGCAGUGUCAUCGAUCAAUAUAUUACGAAAAUAAAUGACGCUGUACCCGAGGCAGUGCACAUUGAAGAAAAUCUUAAGCAACAUAAUAGUACAGACACCUUGCCAGUAGCAGAAACAACGGUAGCUGCACCUAAUCCAACAUCCGAUGUUCAAAAUAAUGACAAUAUUUCAAAGAUCGAAACAACUGAUAACGUUUCGAAUAAUCAUGAGACUUUUUUAGCUCAAAGCACUAGUUCCUCCGAGGCAAGCAUUGAUUCUGUUACCAAAGGAGAAAACACUUAUGAAGUAACUGAAAAACUCACGACAACGACAGGAUCAAUUGAAAUUCCUGUUUCAAUCAUCGAAAGCGUUAAGCUGUCCACAGGUGGUCCCAUUGAACUGCCGAACCCUCUUUUCUCAAAGUGCGCUGCUGGACAAUUUCAAUGCGUCAAUGGCACAUCUAAGGAUAGUGCUUACUGCGUUAGCUUAGCCGCGAAAUGCGAUUCGGAAAAUGAUUGCUCAGACGGAUCCGACGAAUUCAAUUGCGAAAAAGAAGGUUGUCCAGGAAAUUUCCAAUGCUCAAGUGGCCAGUGUCUUAAGCGAAACCUCGUUUGCAAUGGAAUUGAAGACUGCGAUGACGGUAGUGACGAGAAAAGCUGCCAGGAAUGGAAAUGCCAGUUCGACGAAUUCCAAUGUCCUAACGGAAGGUGUAUCCCGAUUUUGUGGCAAUGCAAUGGUCGUCCAGACUGUGAAGAUCAUCGUGACGAGUAUUCCUGCGCAGAGAGCUGUGGAAACGACGAGUAUCUAUGCCCGACUGAAAAAUGGUGCAUUCCACUAACGUGGCACUGCAAUGGAAUACCAGAAUGCGCCCACGGAGAGGAUGAAAAACUGUGCGAUUGUGCUUUGGAUCAAUUCAAGUGUCAGACUGGAGGCUGCGUCCCGGUGGACCUGGUUUGCGACGGUGUUGAACACUGUCCGGAUCAUUCGGACGAGUGGGAUUGUUUGACGGCGAAUUUGACCGUGGGUCUAAGCGCCGUGGAAAUCCAAAAGGAAGAAGACGACCGCGAGAAUCACGGAGACAGUGACCUCAUCGGGCGAGCAACCAUACUGAAGAUAAAGCAACCAAAUGGUGAACGUCGCGUCGUGUGCGCUGACAAUUGGACUACCGAGCUCAGUGACGCUUUCUGUAGAACACAGGGAUACUUCUCAUCCGAAGCCACAGACAUGAUAGCAUCGGACGAAGGUCUGAAGCUACUGAAACUGAAGUCUACGGCUGAUCUGAAGGCACCGUUCGUCACGAAUUUCGAACAGACCGACAUCUGCGAAACGGGAAAGAUCGUUCAGAUCUCUUGCGAGGAAUUCUCAUGCGGUUCGCAUUAUCCAGAAGGACCAACUGCGAGAUUGGCCGGCGGUACGCCCGCUGGUGAGGGACAAUGGUCAAGUGUGGCUCUGUUGAAGGAACGAAAACACGGUAUCGCUUGCACUGCUAGUGUUCUCAGUCCUAUGUACGCACUGGCGAGCUACUCCUGUGUUCACAAAUACAGACAGAGCAAUGGCUGGCAGUUGUUCACAGGUAGUGAUAUGCUAAUUCCGCAUGCAGUUAAAAGUAUCGUGCCAUAUCCACAAGUGAAGUAUAAUCAAUUUUUGUACAAUAACGACAUGACCUUGGUUGAGCUCGAAGAGCCUUUGGUCUUUUCUCGUAACGUCAGCGCCGUUUGUCUUCCGCAACAUCCGAUUCAGCCAAGACAAUUGUGCGUUACGGCGGGUUGGGGCUUCCCGAUGAACGGUGAAGUCAACCUGCAACAGUACUUGAAAUUCUUACCUGUGCCUACCUACGACUCUGAAGAAUGUAACGCGACGAGUCAUUACGCCGGUUUCAUCACCAAGGAUAAUAUUUGUGCUGGGUUUACCGACACGGACAAGGGACCUUGUUACAACGACGAAGGUGCACCAUUGAUGUGCGCAAGCGAAACUGGCAGAUGGGAACUUCAGGGAUUGUUGAGCCAUCACAGUCGGUGUUCGCGAGGUCAUCCAGCUAUUUACUCGAGCCUUGCCCCUGCGGUGUCCUGGUUGCAUCAUUCGGUACCAGCCUUGCAAACUCGACCAUAGACCAAGAUAUUGCUCUUUUUACGCAUAUAUAUAAAUGUGUACGUAGAACUCAAUGCGGUGAUAUUUGGGUGACAAAAAUUAUUGUCAUAAGACAGAUAACUAUAUGGAUGGCUGCCCAUAUUAUAUGAGACACGGUGCGUAGAAGUCCCUUGAUGAUGCAUUUAAAUGCGUGCUGAAUGAAUAGUUGCCGAUGGUAUUCGGCAAAAGAUUAUAUACGUAUACGUGUUUAAAAUGACGAAGAUACUCUUCCGCAUAAUCAGUCUAGUACUCUAAAUAUUUUAUUUUUAUUUUUACUUUUAUUUUUUCGUGGAAUAUACAUAUAUGUGUGUGUGUAUUCUAUUAUACAUGCGACGAUCAGGAGGACUAUUAAAACGCGUCAAUGAAUAUUAUCUCUGUGAAGAAAUGCUUCGAUGAGUACUGAGAACUGGAAACUUGGUAGAUUAUAAACGGAAUCGGGCGAACAGUAUAUCUGCAUAGACUAAGGAACCACAUUGUACAUAUUGUAUAAAGAAACUGUUUGAUACGGUAAAUGAUUUAUUUUGUUUAAUUUUUUUUUUUUUUUAACAUACUUUAGGUGAUAGGGUCCCUUAACUGUUUAUUACGUAAGACAGAGAUUGAUUAUUCACGAAAAUGAAAGGACCGAAUAAUAAUUGAUACGGUGCUUCAUCAAAUUCUCAAUGAUAAAAUCGGAACUUUGAUGAAGUAAUUGGGCGUAUUAACCAGUCAAGAUUGUAGUAAUAUAUACAAAAUUUGUAAGUUUGAAAAUCAAGUAAAAUAUCGUUAUUAUUUUUCGGCAUGGAUGUAACCGACGUAUGAUGAUUGAACUUAUGAUAAUUGUUUCAUUUAAGAGACCCUUAACCACCUCUAAUACGAACCGUAUGUAACGAUAAAUUUGUGUCAGAAAUUCUGUUGCAGAAUUCCUGGAACGAAUGUCGGCAGUAGUUAGAACUGAAGUAUAUCUAUAUUAUAUAUAUAAUCUAUAUAUAUAGAUAGAAUAAAUGUACAUAAUAUAUAAUUAUAUUUUAAAUUACAUUGUUACACGGAAUAUUAACAGUAUAUAAAAGUAAACAAAAAAAAAGGAAAAGAAAGAAACAUGUUUAUGUAUGCGCAUAGUCAGUGAUGAGUGCCUAAGUAUUUUUAUAUCGUAAGCGAAGAAAAUCAGUAAAUGUAAUUAUAACAAUCCAUACAGUUCAAGAUUUUUUUUCUAUAAUAUUUGAAACCAGUUUUAUACGAAUAUCGAGUUUUUGAAAAAUGAAAGUUCCUGUAAUUCAUUCAGUGACUCGUGACAACUUUAAUAUCAAUUCGGUAACAACUUGAUAUAACGAUAAUUAGUGAAUAUAUAAGGAGACCACCAAGAUAAGAGGGUACGUACAUAAAAUGUAGCGCUCACAUCAUUGCAAAAAUGUGUAUUUUCGAGAAGGCUUUUCAUUCAUGGGAACCAGACAUUAGGUAAAAACUGUACAUAAAGUAUUUACAAGUGAUAAA